This is a messenger RNA of Polypterus senegalus (gray bichir), 6962 nucleotides long. Its product is annotated as clustered mitochondria protein homolog. Gene Ontology annotation, molecular function: mRNA binding; protein binding. Gene Ontology annotation, cellular component: cytoplasm. The transcript has 26 exons. The record is from RefSeq and is a predicted model, not a curated record. Gene Ontology annotation, biological process: intracellular distribution of mitochondria. Lineage: Eukaryota; Metazoa; Chordata; Cladistia; Polypteriformes; Polypteridae. The coding region runs from base 848 to 5968 and encodes 1706 amino acids.
AAGUUUCUUUGUCUUGCAGGGGAAAUUUUGUGUUUGCUCUUUAAUUAAAUAGAUAAAUAUAUAUGUACACACUAUGGUCUGAACACACACCAGAAUGACUAAAAAGGAAGAAAACGUAUUUCUUUUGAAAACAUUAAAUACACAGUUUAUAAAUAUAGAUGAACACAAACAAGCACAGGAGUAGCAGAAGAUAGUUGGAGUGGCACAUUUUAUAAAAUUGUGGUCCUGUGUCAAACGUGUAAUUCUGGUAAAGGGAUAGUGAGUGGCACAACUGUCUAUGGAUCCCAUACAGCCACUUGAUGUAGAUGGGUGGUGAGGCCGGCAUGUGGUGGCAGCGCUGGUCACAAAGGUUGUCUGUCUAAUUUGCCAUUACUGGUAUAAUGUUCUAUGUUGUAACUUAAUGUUAAUUGGAUUGCAUUGUGCAAAAGUGGGUGUACAGUGUAAGUGUGUGUGUGUAUAUUAUAUAAUACAGAAAUAAAGGCUGAUCCAAACUGAAAGAAUCAUAAAGUGGGCAGAGAGCUGCAUUAGUGAAAGGUUGUGAACUUUGCUCGCGUAUCAUGGAGUGGGUGGCACCAGGGUGAAUGAGACUCCGUGCUAUACUCGUGCAAUGAGUGCACUUCUGGCCGGCAAUAAUUCAGAAUACCUCAGGCUGGUGUGGGGCAGACAGUAUGGAGUUAACUUCACCAUCCAUCCAGCUUUGCAUUCCAGCUAUGAUGACAGCCUCAGGAUACACGCCAUCUUUUUGACAGCAAAGCGUGCUGUUCUGCGCCCCUAAACCAAAGUGCUUUCAGUCAGUGCUGGCUGAGAGGGAAUAAAGCGUUACAGACUUGGGGGAGCAAUCUGAAUAAUGGACCAUAGUCCUUUGGUAAGGCAAAUGGGCAGUGGAUGUGAAGAAGCAAGCAUGGAAUUAGGUGCCAUCAAUGUACGGAAUUCAGAGCCUGCGGAUGCCAAAGGCGCCGUGUUUCCCGUGAAGAUCCAAGUGCCUGGCAUGGAUCCAUUUGAAGUGCAGGUCAGCCAGCAGACGUCGAUUCACAAGGUCAUGCAGGCUGUUAUGGCACGCCAGGAGUCUUGCUGUAGGACGUGCUUCUCUCUGCACUUUGGCGGCUCAAUCCUGGACCCCCAGUCGGAGCUGGGUGCUGUAGUGGGCCUCGGGCCAGGGGCUGAACUUAAACUGGUUGAAGAGCUGUAUGCUUUACAGGACGCCCGAGCUCAUGUGGCCCAUCUAAUGCGACUCUUACGAACUCAGGAGGCAGGUGAUCCUUACAGUGGGCAAGCUUGUCAUUCCCUUAGCUUCCUGGAGGAGGUUCUGAAGGGACAUGGAUGUGAACCUGUCAAUGGUAGCUGGAGUAAAUGGCCGGGCUCCCUCCCCGGAUGUGACCUCUCUGACUGCGUGGUUCCUGACUAUAUACGGCCCAGAUGCAAGGAGCGGCCUCUUCUGCCACUGCAGCCUCCGAGUGCAGAAUCCAAGGCUCCUCCAUGCCUGCUCAGCUUGAUCAUAAGCCAGUGGAGCCCACCUCCAGGAAACAGGAAGCUGCAUGGGGAUCUGCUGUACCUGACCGUGCGCACGAUUGAGGGACGGAGUGUGGACAUCACGGCCUGUGCACGUGGCUUCUAUGUCAACCAGUCCAGCUUGGAUAACUUUGACCCCACCAUGGCAUCUCCUGGUCUACUCAGCCAUUCCCUCUCAGACGUGCUUUCUCAGCUCAGCCCAGCUUUCAGAAGGGGGUUUGCGUUCAUCCAGAAAAGCAGGUUACCAAAUCACAGCCUUGACAAGAUGGAAGCCCCCAAGAAGAUCUAUAGCUGGACAUCUCCGAGGAUAGCCCACAGUGCGAACUGGGAGCCCUGCAGCCUUGGCCUGGGGCUGGAAUUCCAUGGCUCAGAACAGAUCAGAGACUGGAAUGAGGAGUUCCAGACGGCUCAGGAGCUGCCCCAGACCACCCUGACGGCCCGACUGCACAGAGAUCACUCCUUGUUCAAGGUCAACAGUGAUUUUGUGCUGGAAGCCACUCGUGGGGCAGUAGCAGCCGUCGAAGGGAGCAUCAUUCCAAUAAACCCGAGUGAAAAUCCCUGCCUGCAUGUCUUUCUGUGGAAAGGCAUCUUCUUGAGUUUGGCAUCAGAUGGUGCUGUAGGUUGUGACAAAGCUGCUCGUGCUGUACCGAGAUUGGACCUGGCAGGAAUUCAGGCCUACAGCGGCCUACUGGAAAUGGCAGACAGGCUGCACGCUCUGGCUACUUGCAUCAUUGACUACCGUGGUUAUCGUGUGGUAGCCCAAGCUUUGGCACCUGGCGUCCUGGAGCGUGGAGUAGAGAACCGUAUUUUGUAUGGCUGUGCCAAUUCCGGACAUGACGCAGCCGCCAGUAGGAAGUUUAUAGAAUUGCUGGGCCAAGCAGCAAAACUACUUAGGAUACAGAAACAUGGCGUGCUGCUGUCAUCUGGAAAGCAAAUUAGCAUUUACUCUUCAGCUGACUGCAAGGGCAUUGUGGGCAACGACGGACGGUACUAUAUCUUAGAUCUCUAUCACACGUAUCCCCCAGACCUCAAUUUCCAGCCCCAGAAUCAAGAAAGGGAUGGCACCUCCACAGGUCUUCUUCAUGAGUUCCCUCAUCAAUUCUACCGUUUGCGGCCAGAGGUCAUUAAGAGCUUCGUCCAGCAAAAAUACUCCCAGUUCAUGAGGAUUGUAAUGGAGAAGAUGCAGGACACAGCGGAUGAUGGGACAAAGCCCUCACUGGAGGCCGCUGGACCAAAGGGUGUCGAUGCAGUGAGGGUUGCCUGCAAAGAAGUGGGCUCAGUUAGUGACAUCAUGUUUGAGAUCCGUUUUAACCCUGACAUCAACUCACCGGGUGUGCUCUUUCCAGACUCCGAAAAGGAGGCUCUACAGAAGCAGACGGCUUUGCUGCGACAGGCUGCAGACUUCCUGGUUUCCGAGCAGAUUCCAUCAUUUAUUACGGACUGCCUGAACCACCUCACUGUGCCUGUGGAUGGCAGCACUAUAACAGCAGCGCUCCACCAGCGAGGAAUUAACCUGCGCUACAUGGGAAGAAUUGUGCACCUCAUCAGCGAAUCAGAAAGCAAGCAGCGGCUGCAGCACAUCUAUCGGCUCCUCAUCUGUCAGAUGGUGACACGAUCAGCCAGACGAAUCUUCAACCUCUACCUGCAGGGUGUGAACGUAUCCAAUAUUUCUGCUGCUGUCAGCCAUUUCCUCAAUUGUCUUCUGGGCUCACCUUCCAGUUCCUCCAACUCAGUGAGCGGGGAAAGCAGCGGACUUCGCAAGAAGAAGGCUCGGCGUAAAGGGCGCAGCACAGCAGGGAGUUUGGAUGCCACAGCCUGGACAACGCUGACGCCAUCUGAGCUCUGGGCUCAGCUUCUACAGGAUGCCAAAGAAACCUUCCACUUGACAACACACAUAGGAGAUCGAAUUGACCAGGUGGUACUGGAGACGGGUGUGCAAAAGGUGUCUCUGCUGAGGGAACUGUGUCUGAAGUGUGGGAUCCAGCUCUUGUUACGAGAAUACAGCCUUGACAACCAGCAUACUUCGCCGUUCAACCCAGAGGACAUUGUCAAUAUCUUUCCUGUUGUGAAACAUCUUCAUGUUCCAUCCAUUGAUGGGACCAAGAUGCUUUGCAGAGCUCAGGCUAGCCUGCAACAAGGUUGCCUAAAAACUGGUUAUCAGCAGCUGCAGGAUGCCCUGGCCCUCUUCACCCGUGUCUAUGGAUUCUUGCAUCCUGACUCCUGCUUGUGCCUCCAAGGGCUGGCAAAAAUUGCCUACAUUGCUGGCAAAUACUCAGAGGCGGUGAUCAUGCAGAAGAAAGCUGUCAUCAUCAGUGAGCGGGCCUGGGGCUUCGAUCAUCACAACACUAUCAAUGGAUAUGUCUACCUGGCCCUGUAUUGCUAUGCAGAUGGAGCUACAGCAGCAGCACUGAGGCUACUGGGCCGAGCACGGUACCUUCUGCUGCUUGUUCAUGGAGAGGACCAUCCCUUCAGUGCCAUCAUAGAUAGCAAUAUUGGACUAGUAGUGCAGGGGACGCAACAGGAAGAGAUGGCCAUUCGCUUCCUGCAAAAUGCUCUUAUCAUCAACAAGAAAUUCCAUGGCUCAAAGACUCUGCUCACAGCUUUAAGUUACCACUUGCUUGCUCAAGCCUACUAUAAUAAGGGGGACUUUCGCAGUGCAGUAACCCAUGAACGUGAAGCAUACAACAUCUACCAGGAGCAGCUUGGAAAUGGCCAUGAGCGGACCAAGACGAGUUCUGACUUUCUACACUUUGCCACUGAGCAGGCUGUUCUUCUGCAGCGGUCUUAUAACCAGAUCAACAGAAAUGGCUCCUGCAUCAACAUUACUCCUGUACAGAUUGCAAUGCCCAUUACAGAAUCUAAACUGGAACAACUUGGAUUAAUCAAUGGCUUGCUUUAUGUCACAGAUACCAAAAACAAACAGGCUCAUGUAAAUCUACAAAAUGAAAGGGAAACUGAAUCAAUCUCAGACCUUCAUGAAGAAGUAAAGCAGAGUGCUGGGGACAACAAGCCAGAUGAAGAAUUGCAGGUCAUUUGGACAGAUAAAGGAAUCACUGGUUCAGAACAUAGGCUUGAAGAAGUCGACAAGGGAGAUGGAGAAAAUCCUAAACAGGACAAGUCUGAAAAGCAAGGCAAUUGUACAAGAGACCAUGGAAGCGGUGUGCUUGAAAGGACAGGAAAGUGUAGUUGUGCUGAAAAUAGUAAAAGCAACCCUGAAAAGCCAGGGGAGGUUGAGGAAGUAAGGAUAAGUAAGGAAAUUCUAGAUGAAACUAGAGUUUUGGGAAAAUCCAGGCCUAUAGAUAUAGGCGAGGACAAAAAGAGAAAUAUCAUAGCCUAUGAAUUCGAAAAUUUGGGAGAGAACAGGAGAGUAGAUUCAAUAGAUAGCUUCCCUAGGGAAACUCCAGAGAGCAGUAAAAUGAAUCAAAAAGUGGAUGGAAUAAAAGAAAUUGAAAACAAUGUAAAACACAACCAUGACAAGAUUAGACCAGUAGAGCAUGGAAUAGAUAAUGUAUUGAAUUCCAAAAUCUGUAAAACAGAAAGUACAGGAAUUAAAGUAGUAGAUUCCAAAGAUAUGUCUGAUGGAAAGGAAGAACAAGAUAAAGAUUCCUUUGAAGGCAAUGAAAUAAAAGAGCCAAGAGAAAAUGGUAGCACUAAUUCUGUAACAGUUUUAGCACUAGCAAUACAAAACAGAGAAAAAAGAGAUCCCAAAAUAGAAAGCUCUGAAAGUGUCACAAGACGAAGAGGAAACCCUAACAAGGUAGGACCGGGAGAGGCUGGUCAGAAUGAGGGCAGACCUGAAGAGGCUCAAGUAACUGAAGAUCAGAAUCCCAAAGAUGUGUUGCAAACUACAAAAGGAGAGCAAGGAAGUGAUUUUAAGGAUCCUAAAGAGUUAGCUGGACCGUUUGAAAGAAAGGAGAAAUCAAAAAUUAGUAAAAAUACUCUCAAAGAAGGUGGAUGGCAAGAAACAAGGCAAGACCGUGAUGGGCAUCUCCAUGAGGAUGAAAAUACAGUAGUAAAUGCUAAUACCGUUUUACCAGAAGAAUGUAGGGAAUAUGAUCCAGAGGUAAAGGGAUUAGAACAGACAAAAGUAAAUUGGAACGGUAGACCGGAAGGUACGGAACAAAAUGAUGCUAGCACUGGUGUUCAAGAAAUAAAGGGGGAUGUUGAAAAAAACAACUUCAAAGAGGGUGAAUUUGAAAGUGCAGCACAUUCUGGAAAGGUAUGGCUGGAUGGACAGGGAGGGCUGACAGAAAUGGAGGACAGAAAUGUUAAGGAAGAUGAAUCAAAGGAAGUUAGCAGCAAGAAGACUGCUGACAUUGAAAUGUGCAUUGAAGGUGUUGCCAAAGAGAGAGAUUUGAGAACAGAAUGUGUUGUAGAGGACAUGUGUAGGAGUUGGCAGACCCCAAAUGAAAAUUUAUUUAGGGCAGAUGGAAUUGAAGGGAGUGAAACUUUAGAAUAAUGUGACAAAAGAGAAAUCAACAAACAUACAAGAGGAGCUACUCAAAACAGUAACAACUUGAAAAAGAGCCAAUUGACUCACCAUCUUAUUUGAUGUUCAGAUUUGUAUUAGUAACAAAUGAGCACAAGCUCUGAUCCAGCCUUCCACUCUAAUCAGGAUGAAGCCCUGACACAAAAAACUUUUUCUGUUAAGAAAGCACUGGCAUCACAGCAGCCUAGUUAUAAGGAGAUGAAAACACCUUAAGAAAUGUCUUGAACUUACCAGUUAAGUUCACCUUUAACACUGUGCGGCUGAGCUGCUUUCCUUUAAAUUAAACCCAAUCCCUCAUAAAUAAUUUUGAGCAAGGCUGUCCUGGCAAACAUCUUGCAGUGGAAACAACAAUCAAAUCUUUUUGUAGCUUACUGCCAUCUAGGGUUUAGAUUUCUAGUUUGCUGGUGGAAAGCCUGCUUGUGUUACUAGCAUUAGGAUUGUGACUUACACCAGUAGUAUGUAUACAAAGGUUUCUACCCCGACAAUACUAUUGUAUAUAUCUAAAUAGCUGGAUUGAGAUUAAGCUACCCAACAAAAACCUGUUGUACCAGUUUACUCCACCCGCCCCCCACAAUUUCACUAAACAGUUCUUCAGUAGACUUUUUACGGCAAUGCAGCAGACAUGAGCUAACUACUGUGAGUGGGUCACUUGCUUCUGCUGCAGUAUAAACUGAAAGACUAAUGUGCACCAUACUGCCUAUAUAAUCUGCUGAAUGAACAGAUCUUACUUGUUGAUCUGAUGCAUCCAUCUCAGGUUCAUUAGGAGGUACUGGUAGCACAGUUUUAUUCAUAGUGGACAGAGCUGCUGCAGCAGUGCUGGACACCUCUGAAAAUUUUAGCCUGGGCUAAAGUUGUGUGUUGUUGUGUGUUGUUGCUCCAUAUACACUGGUUUUCUAAAACACUCCAAAAGCUGUUUAUUUCUACUUGAGGUCAAAAAACUAAACAAAACAAAAAAAAAAAAAAA